AUGACCAUGCUCACACACCUGCUGGUUUGCAUCUUCGGCAUGGGCUCCUGGGUAGCCAUCAACGGUCUGUGGAUGGAGCUGCCCCUGCUGGUGACAGAGCUGCCUGAAAGCUGGAACCUGCCCUCCUACCUCACUGUGGUCAUCCAGCUGGCCAACAUCGGGCCACUGCUGGUCAGCCUACUGCAUUGCUUCCUGCCUCGCUGCCUCUCGGAGGUUCCUGUGAUCUUCACCGUGCUGGGGGUGUGGGUGGGCACCCUGGCCUGUCUGCUCAUCGCCUUCCUCUGGAACAUGACCUCCUGGCUGCAGGGCGGCCAGUACAGUGUCGCCUUUGUUAUCCUCACCUUCUUCCUGACCCUGGUGGACUGCACCUCCUCUGUAACCUUCCUGCCCUUCAUGAGCCUCCUACCCUCCUACUAUCUCACCACCUUCUUCAUGGGCGAAGGGCUCAGCAGCCUCCUGCCUUCCCUGAUUGCUCUGGCCCAGGGCUCAGUGCUCACUGUCUGCGUCAAUGUCACAGACACGCUGGUCACUGCCGAGGACAGCAGCAUCACACAGGCGCAGGAGCAUUUCCUUUAG
Molecule: messenger RNA, 576 nt
Organism: Ochotona princeps (American pika)
Lineage: Eukaryota; Metazoa; Chordata; Mammalia; Lagomorpha; Ochotonidae
Product: solute carrier family 52, riboflavin transporter, member 3-like
Exons: 3
Coding region: 1-576 (191 amino acids)
Biological process (GO): riboflavin transport
Cellular component (GO): plasma membrane
Molecular function (GO): riboflavin transmembrane transporter activity
Source: RefSeq, a predicted model, not a curated record